UUCCUUCCUUGAUAAAGAUUCAUGCGGAUUCUUCGAGUCCAAACAAAACAAGAAGGAUUCCUUUGUUGAUUGGAUGGGCAAACUGAGCAGAAAAACAGACAAUUAUGUGCAUGGCAUCCGAGAACACGUGACACUGGGGCCUAAACUCUCGGCAACUGUCAAAGGGAAGUUGAGCUUAGGCGCAAAGAUUCUUCAAGCCGGAGGGGUUGAGAGAGUCUUCAGACGAGCCUUUUCUGUCGAGAAAGGAGAAAAACUGUUGAAGGCUUUUCAGUGUUAUCUCUCGACCUCAGCUGGUCCUAUCGCGGGGAUGCUCUUUAUUUCGACCGAGAAGAUCGCGUUCCAUAGCGAUAGAUCCUUGGCACUAACUUCCCCUAGAGGAGACAUCACAAGAGUUCCUUACAAGGUUGUGAUUCCACUCGGAAGAAUAAAAAGAGCGACAGCGAGCCAGAACGCAGACAAGCCAGAUGAGAAAUAUACCCAGAUAGUCACGGUGGACGACUUCGAGUUCUGGUUUAUGGGUUUUGUUAGCUACGCGCGAUCUUUCAAGUACAUUCAGCGGGCGAUUUCGGAGUUGCAAUAGACAUUACAAUGCCAGGAAUUUGGGAGUUUUACAGCAGGAAGUAGAUUGCAAUAUAGAGUUGUAAUUAGUAGCAAAAGUACUGCACCUAGCUUUCCUUUUGUCUUAGCAAAUUUUGUACACAUUUAAGGAAAUUGUUUCCUUGGCUAUCCUUUUGUAUAAUUACGUCGCGAACUCAUCAUGGUCAGAAAUGAAAAGAUUGAGUUAUUAACUUAUUACACUGUCA
Messenger RNA from Ananas comosus (pineapple), 803 nucleotides. Its product is annotated as GEM-like protein 7. The record is from RefSeq and is a predicted model, not a curated record. NCBI's taxonomy places the organism in Eukaryota, Viridiplantae, Streptophyta, Magnoliopsida, Poales, Bromeliaceae.